GAAAGCUCGCGGUCGCUCGAGGCGCGCGCCGGAGGUCCUCGCUCGCUCGGUUUACCUGAGGGACCUGCGGCCGUCCGCGGCGGGCGCUGCACCCCGCGCCUUGGAGCCCGGGCCCCGCGGUGUGAGAUAUUUCAAUCAAAGGAAGAAAUAGCUCUUCUCCUAAGAUGGAAUCUGUUGUUUGGGAGUGUGGUUGAUCAACUCGAUAUGUUAGCCAAAUGUGCCCUAUGUAAUAAAAUGAAAAGAAGAGACAAGAUGAUGUCAUUUUUCCGUAUCGUGAAACCAAAAACAAAUGCCUUUUGUGAGACCAAGCUAACAAACCUCUGAUGGUGCAGAGUAUUUAACUGUUUGAAGAACUUAAUAGUAAGAUAUUGAAGAAGUACGUCUUCAAGCUGAGACCUGCAGGUGUACAAAGAUCUAAAAUACAUUGAAUAGGCCUGAUCAUCCAAAUCUCCAAGAAGCAUGGCUAUGAGUUGGAUCGUCUUCUAUCUUUGGCCCUUGACUAUGUUUGUGGGGCAUAUAGGUGGGCACAGUUUGUUUUCUUGUGAACCUAUUACCUUGAGGAUGUGCCAGGAUUUGCCUUAUAAUACUACCUUCAUGCCUAAUCUUCUGAAUCAUUAUGACCAACAGACAGCAGCUUUAGCAAUGGAGCCAUUCCACCCUAUGGUGAAUCUGGAUUGUUCUCAGGAUUUCCGGCCAUUUCUUUGUGCACUCUAUGCUCCUAUUUGCAUGGAAUAUGGACGUGUCACACUUCCCUGCCGUAGGCUGUGUCAGAGGGCUUACAGCGAGUGUUCAAAGCUUAUGGAGAUGUUUGGUGUUCCUUGGCCUGAAGAUAUGGAAUGCAGUAGGUUCCCAGAUUGUGAUGAGCCAUACCCUCGACUUGUGGAUCUGAAUUUAGCAGGAGAUCCUACUGAAGGAGCCCCAGUGGCAGUGCAGAGGGAUUAUGGUUUUUGGUGUCCCCGGGAAUUGAAAAUUGAUCCUGAUCUUGGUUAUUCUUUUUUGCACGUGCGUGAUUGUUCACCUCCUUGUCCAAAUAUGUACUUUAGAAGAGAAGAACUUUCAUUUGCUCGAUAUUUCAUAGGAUUGAUUUCAAUCAUUUGCCUCUCUGCCACAUUGUUUACUUUUUUAACUUUUUUGAUUGAUGUCACAAGAUUCCGUUAUCCUGAAAGACCAAUUAUAUUUUAUGCAGUCUGCUACAUGAUGGUAUCAUUAAUUUUCUUCAUUGGGUUUUUGCUUGAGGAUCGAGUAGCCUGCAAUGCAUCUAGCCCUGCACAAUAUAAGGCUUCUACAGUGACACAAGGAUCUCAUAAUAAAGCCUGUACCAUGCUUUUUAUGGUACUUUAUUUUUUUACUAUGGCUGGCAGCGUUUGGUGGGUAAUUCUUACCAUCACUUGGUUCUUGGCAGCUGUGCCAAAGUGGGGUAGCGAAGCUAUUGAGAAGAAAGCAUUGCUGUUUCAUGCCAGUGCAUGGGGCAUCCCUGGAACUCUAACUAUCAUCCUUUUAGCGAUGAAUAAAAUUGAAGGUGACAAUAUCAGUGGCGUGUGUUUUGUUGGCCUCUACGAUAUUGAUGCAUUGAGAUAUUUUGUUCUUGCACCCCUCUGCCUAUAUGUGGUAGUUGGGGUUUCACUCCUUUUAGCUGGCAUUAUAUCUCUAAACAGAGUUCGAAUUGAGAUUCCAUUAGAAAAGGAGAACCAAGAUAAAUUGGUGAAGUUUAUGAUCCGGAUUGGUGUUUUCAGCAUUCUCUAUCUUGUACCACUCUUGGUUGUAAUUGGAUGCUACUUUUAUGAACAAGCUUACCGUGGCAUCUGGGAAACAACAUGGAUACAAGAACGCUGCAGAGAAUAUCACAUUCCAUGUCCAUAUCAGGUCACUCAAAUGAGUCGUCCAGACCUGAUUCUCUUUCUGAUGAAAUACCUGAUGGCUCUGAUAGUUGGUAUUCCCUCUAUUUUUUGGGUUGGAAGCAAAAAGACAUGCUUUGAAUGGGCCAGUUUUUUUCAUGGUCGUAGGAAAAAAGAGAUAGUGAAUGAGAGCCGACAGGUACUCCAAGAACCUGAUUUUGCUCAGUCCCUCCUGAGGGAUCCAAAUACUCCUAUUAUAAGAAAAUCAAGAGGAACUUCCACUCAAGGAACAUCCACCCAUGCUUCUUCAACUCAGCUGGCUAUGGUGGAUGAUCAGAGAAGCAAAGCAGGGAGUGUCCACAGCAAAGUGAGCAGCUACCACGGCAGCCUCCACAGAUCCCGUGAUGGCAGGUACACUCCCUGCAGUUACAGAGGAAUGGAAGAGAGACUACCUCAUGGCAGCAUGUCACGACUAACGGACCACUCCAGGCACAGUAGUUCUCAUCGGCUCAAUGAACAGUCGCGACAUAGCAGUAUCCGAGAUCUCAGUAAUAACCCUAUGACUCACAUCACACAUGGCACCAGCAUGAAUCGAGUUAUUGAAGAAGAUGGAACCAGUGCUUAAAUUGUCCUGUCUAAGGUGGAAAAUUUGUGCCGUUUAAAAAGCAGAUUUUAUUCUUUGCCUUUGCAUGACUGACUGCUGUAACUCACUGUUGUCAUGCGUUCAGUCAGGUGCAGAUUGUGUCCAUUGGAAAAGUAAAUUUUUGCUUUUUAUAUUGUAUCAAACUUGGAACUCAAGGCAUCCAAAAUGCUAAGAAUUAUAUUAUCACAUAAAUAAUUCUUAUUUCUAGGUUAUAAAGAGAUAAUUAUUUGUCUGGUAAGCAUUUUUAUAAAUACACUAUUUUAUAUUUAGAAAAUCCUAAAUGUGUGGUGACUGCUUUGUAGUGAACUUUCGUAUAAUAUCAACAAGUUGUGAGAUAACAUUCUGGUGGUUCUGUUAAUAAAACAAAAUUUCAGAAUUAAAGAAUUUUCUAUGCAAGGUUUAUUUCUCAGAUGAAUGGUGAGACUUUAUAGUUUUAUUUCCACUAAGUGAAAAAGAACUGGUUUUAAACUGUAGGAGCAUUUGAUAAAUCAGCAAGGGUAUUUUAGCUAAUAGAAUAUAAGAUCAACAGAAGAAUCUGAUUAGUUUGUUGAAGGCUCUUUCAAAAUUCUAUCAAAAUAAAUUUUAUCCAGAGAGAUACAGGAUUAAGAAUAUCAUUGGGCAUUUUUUUCCCUAUAAUUAAGCUGUUUUUAUUACUUUUGUAAAUAUUACUUUUACUGGCAGUGUUUUUAUAACUUAUCCAUAUGCAUGAUGGAAAAAUAAUUUGUAGCCAUCUUUUCCCAUGUAGUAGUAUUAAUUCAUAGAUAAUUUUAUGUUCAUAUCUAUUCUGUGGAGGCAUGUAAUAAGAUAAGCAUCACACAUAAGGUUUUUUUGUGGUAGCCACAAUUACAAAAUGGCAAAGUGUUUUCUCUGUAUUCAUUGUUGUAUUUUUCUACAGUGAGAUGUGAUCUUGCCAAAGCCACCAGAUCUUGGCAUCCAGGUCCUCCUAUCAAUGAGUUGAUUGUACUUGCAUUGCCCAGUAGCAAAUAGGCUACUGCUAUUGCCCCCAGAACCCUUAUAUUCAGAUUCUGGAUAAGUCUCGUUCAUAGCUAAAAUAUAUAUAACCUAAGUCCAAAGUGGUCAUUUAUUGGGGUAGCUGAAAAUCAUUGUAACUAAAUGAAGCAUGAUUAGUCUUACUGUGAAGUAUACUGUAAUCUUAAAAAUAUCAACUCAAAAAUGUUUGACAUUUUGUCUUGUAAUAUUUAAAUAAUUUACAAUAACAACUGGUAACUUUAUUAGGCAUGAAAUUUAUCAGAAGGGAAAGAAAAAUUCUGGAAGAUGCUGGAUAUAUUAUAUAGAAAAACAUUUUAAACAAGCAUGUCCUCAACCCUGACUACAGGUAAGAAUCACUUGGGGAACCUCUGAUGCUCAACGCCUUCCUCUCAUUGAGAUGAGAAUUGGUAGUUGUC
Molecule: messenger RNA, 3884 nt
Organism: Molossus molossus (Pallas's mastiff bat)
Lineage: Eukaryota; Metazoa; Chordata; Mammalia; Chiroptera; Molossidae
Gene: FZD3
Product: frizzled class receptor 3
Exons: 7
Coding region: 460-2460 (666 amino acids)
Biological process (GO): non-canonical Wnt signaling pathway; canonical Wnt signaling pathway
Cellular component (GO): plasma membrane
Molecular function (GO): Wnt-protein binding; Wnt receptor activity
Source: RefSeq, a predicted model, not a curated record